GUAAUAACCAGUUCUCUUGAAAAGCCAAUGUGUUCAAUGAUCACUUUUGGUGACAUUCUUUCAAACAACAUUUAGGAGACUACUUCAUCAUCCAAUCACAGAAUGGAAGAAUAUGAAUUCCCAUGUUGUGAGGGAAAUUUCUGGUUGUUCCUGAUUACAUGUCUGGUGAUUGUGUCACUAGCAGGCAUUGCAUCAGGCCUAGCUCUAGGACUAUUGUCAUUCAGCCAAGUUGAUCUUGAGGUCAUCAUUAAAUCUGGCUCUUCAAAAGACAGAAAACAUGCAGAAAGGAUUCAACCAUUUGUAAAGAAUGGACAUUUCGUCCUGUGUACCCUUCUUCUUGGAAAAUCACUGGCUAUGGAGGCAUUGCCAAUUUUUAUGGACGCAAUAAUCCCAGCUUGGUUUACAAUUCUCAUGUCAGCACCCUUGGUGACUGUAUUUGCAGAGAUUUUACCUCAAGCUAUAUGCUCUCGGUAUGGACUUUCUUUGGGAGCGAAAUUGGCUUUCUUUACUCAAUUCCUUAUGCUGAUCUUCUUCCCUAUAACCUACCCAGCUAGCAAGAUGCUGGAUUGGGCUCUAGGGAAAGAGCAGUCAGUUCUUUUGAGAAGAUCAGAGUUGAAGACAUUUGUGGACUUACAUGCGAAUGAGGCAGGGAAAGGGGGAGAAUUGUCACAUCAUGAAACUUCUAUAAUCAGAGGUGCUAUAGAUUUGACUCAGAAGGCAGCUAAAGAUGCAAUGACACCCAUAUUUGAAACUUUUUCUCUGGAUAUAAAUUCCAAACUAGACAUGCAUACAAUGACUCAAAUUAUGAGUAAAGGUCACAGUCGAAUACCUAUACACUCUGGAAACCCAAGAAAUAUUGUUGGUCUCAUCUUGGUUAAAAAUCUAAUCUUCUGCCGCCCAGAAGAUGAGACCCCAAUCAAGAAUUUGAUCAUCAGGAGAAUUCCUAGGGUGUAUGAAAGUUGGCCACUAUAUGAGAUAUUGAGUCAAUUCAAGCAGGGUUAUAGCCAUAUGGCUGUUGUCCUGAAGGGCAACAAGGACAUACCCAAAAGUGCAUCUGAUUCAGUCGAUACACCUCCCAUUUUAUACAAUACUCAUAAAAUAUCAAACCAAGCUCAAAUUACUGGAGAGUCUGAUUCUUCCUUUAUUCUUGAAAUGAGUCCGAGAGGUUCUAUUUAUGAAUCAACUUUGUCUUCCAGUGACGUUGAAUUUCAUAGUCUAACAUUAAAAAAUCUCAUGAUACCUGAUGAUGAACUUCAAGAAUCCAAACAGUGGGAACAAGAAGGUAGAUAUGCCUCACAGGAACAAAUGGAGUCUCUUGCUGCUAUUGUGGAUGAAGAGGUGAUUGGCAUAAUUACAAUGGAGGAUGUUAUGGAGGAACUAUUACAGGGGGACAUACUGGAUGAAACUGAUGAAUUUGUUCAGGUGCAUACGAACAUUAGAAUUAACCUGAGGAAUUCACAAAGAUCACAAUCAAGAUCAUCAAGGAGAGGUUCUUGGUCCAGUCAUCAUUUGAAUUGAAAAACUUUGUAACAAAUAUUUACUUUGUCUAGUCUAAGUGACAUCAAUAUUUCAGAAGUUCUUAUUGGAUACUUUUGUUUCAUCAUCAA
Molecule: messenger RNA, 1607 nt
Organism: Lotus japonicus
Lineage: Eukaryota; Viridiplantae; Streptophyta; Magnoliopsida; Fabales; Fabaceae
Product: DUF21 domain-containing protein At5g52790-like
Exons: 12
Coding region: 103-1518 (471 amino acids)
Biological process (GO): magnesium ion homeostasis
Cellular component (GO): intracellular membrane-bounded organelle
Source: RefSeq, a predicted model, not a curated record